AUGUUGCGGAGGACCAUCCAAUCUGACAGAGACAACAUGAGCGCCAACAUCAUGAAGCCUGCAUCUUUUGCUAAAGUCGGGUCGCUAGUAUUUUUAGCCACCGUAUCAAGACCGGAUAUUGCGUUCGCGGUAAACGCAGUGAGCAAGUACCUGAGUAAACAUAACACGACACACUGGCGAGCAGUGAAGCGAAUCUUCGCGUAUCUAAAAGGCACAAUCAAAUACGGCAUCGAGUAUGCAAGCGGCGGUAGCAAAGCAGAGUUAAUCGGAUUCUCACAUGCUGACUACGCUGGAGAUAUUGAGACGCGAAGAUCUACGACGGGAUACUUCUUCUGUUUCGCUAACGGUGCCGUCACGUGGUUAUCGCAGCGGCAACGACCCGUGACGUUAAGUACAACGAAAGCCGAGUAUGUAGCAGCAUCUACAGCAGCACGAGAAGCUCUUUGGAUAAAAAAAUUACUAUCGGUCAUCAGAUGUCCAUGUGAUAAAGAGACGAGCUUAUACGUUCUGGUGAACAAUCAGUGGUGCUUUAAGGAAGUGGCUAGUGAAGCUUGCCACCAAAACAUAAAUGGAAUACGUAUGGAUGUUGAAGCCCAAGAUCAGCCACCAAAACGGGUUGAGGGGUUGAUGAUCGUAGGUUUGGAUUACAGUCACCCAAGCAGUAUGUUAAAUUUGGAUCAAAUUAAGUUGCUGAAAGAAACUAUUUGUUUACACUGUUCAAAAGUUAUGUAA
Molecule: messenger RNA, 732 nt
Organism: Diprion similis
Lineage: Eukaryota; Metazoa; Arthropoda; Insecta; Hymenoptera; Diprionidae
Product: secreted RxLR effector protein 161-like
Exons: 5
Coding region: 1-732 (243 amino acids)
Source: RefSeq, a predicted model, not a curated record